AUGGCAGGUUAUUCAGGAAAUCCGUUCAUUAAUAAUACUCCGUCGUCUUCCCCGUUGAAAAAUGCUGACAACAAUAGGGUUACGAAACGACCGCUGGGGAGCUCUUCGUCGUCUUCAUUAAUGUCUUCGCCGACAAGAAGGUCGAGGAUAACGGGGUCAGCAGCCUAUGGUGAUCGUUUUAUUCCCAGUCGUACAGAAAUUGAUCUUAAUACAAUGGCUUCAAUUGGUAGCGUUGCUAGUUUACCACCUGCGCCGCCAUCUAUAUCAGAGGAUCAAGUGGAGUUACAGAGGGAGAUGCAAGCACAUGAAACUUUUGAUGCAGUCUUAAAGAAUGAAUUAUUUGGAGAAAAGCUUUCAAGGGAUGCAGUAGGAAAUGAAAGUAGUAUAGAUCGUAUCAAGAACACGAGGCCUUCUCGAGUCAACUUAAAUGAACCGAUUGAGGAAGAAGCUCCGACGACGCCUCCAGAUAGUGUUGAUGUAGAUAGUCAAGUUCAAUCGGCUCCUGUGACGCCUCAUCGAGGUUUGCAUUCCCAUUCUGAAGAGUUAUUCAGACCUUCCAGUAAUGCCAUUAGGGGCGCUAGUCUUUUAACUUAUAGGGAAAGAACGGGUACUAGGCCUUCUACGGCCUCUAUGAUGCAAUCACAAUUCUUCGACACUAGCUCUUCUGUCCGUCCCGACUCAAAGCAACUGUUACUGUCACCUGGUAAACAAUUUAGACAGAUUGCCAAAAUCCCCUAUAGAGUGCUGGAUGCACCUUCCCUAGCGGAUGAUUUUUAUUACGAUCUCAUAGAUUGGUCUUCAACCGAUAUGUUGGCAGUAGCAUUAGGUAAAUCCAUUUUUUUAGCGGACAAUGCUACGGGUGACGUUCUUCAUCUUUGUGAUACUGAAAACGAGUACACUAGUUUAAGCUGGGUGGGGGCUGGCUCUCACUUGGCCGUAGGUCAAGGUAACGGUUUGGUUGAAAUUUAUGACGUGGUUAAAAAGAAGUGCAUACGAACCUUGUCAGGACACAUGGACAGAGUUGCUUGUCUCUCAUGGAAUAAUUACGUUUUGACGUCGGGAAGCCGAGAUAGGCGUAUAUUACAUAGAGACGUCCGUAUACCAGAUUCUUAUUUUGAACGUAUCGAAGCACAUACACAAGAAGUCUGUGGCUUGAAAUGGAAUGUGGAUGAUAAUAAGUUGGCAUCAGGUGGUAAUGAUAAUAUGCUAUUCGUCUACGACUCUACUGCUAGGAAUCCCGUGUUGACAUUUAACGAACAUACGGCAGCCGUGAAAGCUAUGGCAUGGUCGCCACAUAAAAGAGGAGUUUUAGGUUCCGGCGGUGGUACUGCUGAUAGGCGGCUUAAAGUUUGGAAUGUAAACACCUCUCAGAAGAUUAGUGAUGUGGAUACGGGAUCUCAGGUUUGUAAUAUGGUAUGGUCAAAGAAUACAGAUGAAAUUUUAACCUCUCAUGGUUACUCAAGGUAUAAUCUCACCCUUUGGGAUUUUCCAACUAUGGAUCCCGUGGCGAUACUGAAGGGCCACAGUUUCAGAGUACUGCAUUUGACUUUAUCUGCAGAUGGAACUACGGUUGUUUCUGGUGCUGGUGAUGAGACUCUUAGGUACUGGAAGAUCUUUGAUAAGCCUAAAGUGAAAGCCAAGCCGGAUUCUGUCAUUUUUAGCGCCUUUAAUCAGAUCAGAUGA
Zygosaccharomyces rouxii is the source of this 1683-nucleotide messenger RNA. It is a transcript of the gene CDH1, whose product is annotated as Cdh1p. Gene Ontology annotation, biological process: positive regulation of anaphase-promoting complex-dependent catabolic process; anaphase-promoting complex-dependent catabolic process; positive regulation of ubiquitin protein ligase activity. The transcript has a single exon. Gene Ontology annotation, molecular function: anaphase-promoting complex binding; protein binding; ubiquitin ligase activator activity. Lineage: Eukaryota; Fungi; Ascomycota; Saccharomycetes; Saccharomycetales; Saccharomycetaceae. The record is from RefSeq and is a predicted model, not a curated record. Bases 1 to 1683 code for a protein of 560 amino acids. Gene Ontology annotation, cellular component: anaphase-promoting complex.